This is a messenger RNA of Psammomys obesus (fat sand rat), 1699 nucleotides long. Its product is annotated as DENN domain-containing protein 10. Lineage: Eukaryota; Metazoa; Chordata; Mammalia; Rodentia; Muridae. Gene Ontology annotation, molecular function: small GTPase binding; guanyl-nucleotide exchange factor activity. Gene Ontology annotation, biological process: regulation of early endosome to late endosome transport; protein transport. The record is from RefSeq and is a predicted model, not a curated record. Gene Ontology annotation, cellular component: late endosome.
AUAUUGUAUCUCAAUUUGGAAUGGAAACUGUUAUCUUACACACAGCAUUGAUGCUGAGAAAACGAAUUGUUGUCUAUCACCCCAAAAUAGAAGCUGUCCAGGAGUUUACCAGGACCCUGCCUGCCCUGGUGUGGCAUCGGCAGGAUUGGACCAUCCUACAUUCUUAUGUGCACCUCCAUGCUGAAGAACUAGAAGGCCUGCAGAUGUGCACAGGCUACAUUGCUGGCUUUGUGGAACUGGAGGUGAGCAACAGACCAGACCUCUAUGAUGUGUUUGUGAAUCUGGCUGAUAGUGAGAUCACCAUCGCUCCACUUGCAAAAGAGGCCAUGACGAUGGGCAAACUGCAUAAAGAAAUUGGUCAGCUCAUUGUGCAGUCUGCAGAAGACACAGAGAAAUCAGACAGCCAGGUUAUACAGGACAUUGCCCAAAAAACAAAAGAAAUCUUCACCAACCUGGCACCAUUUUCAGAAGUAUCAGAUGAUGGGGGAAAGAUCAUUCUCAAUGUUGAGGCACUGAAGCAAAAGCGGUUCCCACCUGCGACAGAGAACUUCCUUUAUCAUUUAGCAGCAGCUGAACAGAUGUUGAAGGUCUGACUGUCUAGUGUCUUGCUUGGCCUCUAAAGAGCUUCCCUGUUAUUCCUAGUACACCCUGACCUUAUACAGUACUGGAAUUACAGAGGAACCCUCUGUUUUCAAUGUUUCAAGAUCUGACCUGAGAAAGACAGUGCUGGACAGUCCUAAUGGUGGAGCCAUAUAGAUCAGCACAUGAAAGCCAUCAUUGUUCAUCCCCAUUUGUCUCGUUGUAGCCAUAAACUUAAUGGUUUACUUUCAGAAAGCUGCCUCAAAGUUCGCUUUGUAUUCUUUUAGGAAAAAACUUGAAUUCCUUAUUUUACUUUCUGAGUUUAACUACUAUGUUUUCUGCAGAAUUGUCUAGAAGGUCACCCAAGAGAUAAUGUAGUUGUACUUUCUUGUGAAAGAAAAUGCUGGGGGGGGGGGGUUGAAAUUUUGCCUAUAUUAUGAAGUUUUUUUAUGGGUUUUAUACUUGAGUAGACAACUCCAACAACCUUUAUAACUGCCCUAGGUGUAAGUAUUUGUCAAACAUCAGCCAUUAGUACUCUUGGACUAACUGCUGCUAGCAGUCUUUGGAAAAGAGAUAGAAGCAGCUCCCUUUAAGGGUAAACAUGCAUAAGAAACAAUACCUUGGUUGUUUUUGUUUGCAGUGCUGGAGUUAGAACCUGCAGCCUUGAAUAUGCCAGGCAAGUGCUUUCCCACCAAGCUAAACCCCCAACCCAAUAAUGCUUUCAUAUAUUGGUAAAGGAACAUGAGAAUCAAAUUGCAGAGGCCAAAACUAGACAGGGCCUUCAAGUGAUGUCAGUAAAAGUGAUUUGGCUACAUCAUCAAGGACUCUGUUAUUAGACAUUCUUGAGAUCUUAAAAUUGCCAAACAAGCACAAAUGUCUAAACUUUAAUUAUGAUAGGCCACUUCCUUAGUAGAAUUGAGAACAUUCAAAUUUUACCAGGAAACAUGUUUGCAAAAACUUUAUCUAAGUUGGGUAUUUUUUAAAACUUUAUUGUUAGACGUUUAAGUAAAAAUAAAAAUAGCAUUUCCAUUUUGUCCUUGGGUGUGAACAGGGAGGACCUGAAAGAAAUUGUUUACUGUAGCUAACAAUUGAAGAUUAAAUUUGCACUUUAUGAAAGUAA